Messenger RNA from Osmerus eperlanus (European smelt), 1575 nucleotides. RefSeq names its product tetraspanin 13b (gene tspan13b). The transcript has 6 exons. Gene Ontology annotation, cellular component: plasma membrane. The record is from RefSeq and is a predicted model, not a curated record. Bases 409 to 1020 code for a protein of 203 amino acids. Lineage: Eukaryota; Metazoa; Chordata; Actinopteri; Osmeriformes; Osmeridae.
AUACAAUGAGGGACUUUACUUAGACUAGAGAGUUGCGUAAACUAUUUUAUAUGAUAAGUAAGUUUAGGCCAUCAGACGACUGAUGGAACGAUGAAUUUCUGACGUCAUUUAAGCGGACGGCGCUCAGCUCUCAUCCACCCAACUGCCAGCGUCUCCCGCAAUGAUUUGCAUACAAAUGACAUACAUUCUGCUUUCGCCAAUCAGAGGACAAGUAUCUUCGGAGAGCCCUCCCCUGCUAGUCAUAUGUUUGCCAGCGCCCUCCCAGUUAGACAUGCAAUUAGAUGAUCAGCCUUUAUAGUGGGAAAUCCUUAUUUAUGACUUCAGGGUGAAUCGAUUUUAUAUCAGUGAUCGUUGUGAGGAGAUUUUUGAUCUUACUGUCAUAUUUUCGAGUCAUCAGAAUACGCCAAAAUGGGCUGCGCCGGUUUCACCUGCUCCAAACAUUCUCUCUGCGCGCUCAACAUCCUCUAUGUGAUGGUGAGUCUUCUGAUGAUUGGCAUCGCAGCGUGGGGGAAGUGGUUUGGCCUGGUGUCUAGUUUCCAGGUGGUGGGGGGAAUCAUCGGAGUGGGGGUCUUCCUUUUCUUCGUGGCCCUGGCCGGGCUCAUCGGAGCCAUGAAGCACCACCAGGUCCUCCUUUUCUUCUACAUGAUCAUACUGUUCAUGGUUUUCAUCGUCCAGUUCUCCGUCUCCAGUGCCUGUCUGGCUAUCAACAAAGACCAGCAGGAGCAUCUGCUGGAGGUGGGAUGGAACAAUUCUCAAGCCACGCAGGGAGAUGUGGAGAAGAAUCUUAACUGCUGCGGCUUCCGACAUGUGGAGGUCAACAUGACCUGUGAUGCGGCGUGUUUCCCUAACCACUCCUGCACACCCUGCGGUGAUAAGAUCCAGAAGCAUGCUGGGGAGGUGCUCCGCUUCGUAGGAGGGAUCGGCCUCUUCUUCAGCUUCACUGAGAUCCUGGGGGUGUGGCAGACGUACAGGUACAGGAACCAGAAAGACCCACGCGCAAACCCCAGUGCUUUCCUGUAACCGCGAGCAAUCUUGUUUUGUCCCUUUGCACUGUCACCUCCCACCUUCUGGAUGUUCUAGAGGAUACGUUUGUAAAUAAAAAGGCCGUCGGGACGGACGUGGUCCGUUUUUUAAGCAUUCAACUUUUUUUAAGGCGUGUGAGACUAUUCCUCUGCUACGUGAAGGGUGUGUGUGUGUAAACACUCUAAGGACAUAUUCCCUUAAGGAAUCUACGUCUUCAAUCAAUAUGGCUAAUGUCGUAUGAUGAAGAACCGAUGUGGUUUCGUUGGCAUGUGGACCGAUGAGUUGAAGUAUGUGUAUAUUUGAUUUGAUACUCAACUGCAGACUGUUUGUCAGUAAUCGUAUGCUGUAUAUUCUCUACUACUAUUUAUGCAUUUUGUUUUGCUUGCUGGUAUUGAACCUUACUGCCUAGAUUUGCAUAAUGUUUUGUUAGUUUCCUGUAUAACAUUUGUAUUCAAAUAUUCUUAAUUUGAAAUUUGCAAAAAAAAAUGUCAGUGCUUCUGUUAAUGCAAUAAUCCAAAGCCUCAAGCUGCUGUUGUACAGUGGAACUAUGGA